UCUUCCGAAGAGUCAAUCCCACGCCUCUUACGCCGCCCCUCUCUCACCAACUCACCUAUGAACGAAGCUUGAAACUUCCAUUUGAUUUUGCUCUCAUUCCAAGCUCCACCCACCCCUUCGAUCCCAAGCCCUAUCUCCCACCUCUCCCCACCCCCGUCUCGAUCCGGAUCGCAGCUUCCCUCCUUCCCCUUCGCCAUGGCGUUCUACUCGACGGUCGUGGCGGCGAUCGACGCCUACACGGGCCUCUCCCCCGCAGCCUUCUUCACCAUCCUCGCCCUCAUGUUCGGCGUCUACCGCCUCGUCUCCAGCCUCUUCGUCUACCCCGACGACGCUGCCGCCGAGAAGACCUCGCCGCCCCCGGCCCCGCCGGCGAUGCAGCCGUUUGUUCCGCCCGAGCCGGUCCAGAUGGGGGACAUCACUUUGGAGGAGCUGAAGGCGUACGACGGAUCCGACCCCAAUAAGCCCCUCUUGAUGGCGAUCAAGGGUCAAGUCUACGACGUCUCCAUGGGGAGGUUAUUUUAUGGACCCGGCGGGCCUUAUGCCUUCUUUGCAGGAAAAGAAACAAGUCGGGCCUUGGCUCUUAUGUCCUUUGAUCCCAGUGAUAUCAACAGUAACCUGGAAGAUCUGAGUGAAGCCGAGCUUGAAGUCCUACAUGACUGGGAAGAGAAAUUCAAGGAGAAAUAUGUCAAGGUCGGGCAAAUUGUCCCUGAAAAAUCGAAAGUUGGAGACGAUAAUGAAAGCAGCGAUCAAAUCAAAAGGAACCAGGAUGAGUAGCGACGAAAGCGGUGAGUUUAUCUUAAAUCUUAUAUCCCAGCAGGAAUAUAAGAAGCACAAAAUAAUCAGGCCUUGCAGGUAUAAUACUUGAAGUAACUCACAACGGACUCCCAUGGUAUAUACUGGUUGCAAUAAACUGCUCUUGUAUGGGUGUGGUAUAGUUUGUAAGUUACAUACUUGAUGCUGGAUGUAUGCUCAUUUACCAUUCUCCUUAUGUGUCUUUAUUACCAACAGUUGUCCUCCAUGUAGAUCAAAUGACUGGGUUUUUUCUCCUCUGGAGAAUAGGAGAAACUCUUACACAGCUUUCCUUUA
This is a messenger RNA of Musa acuminata AAA Group (dessert banana), 1086 nucleotides long. RefSeq names its product probable steroid-binding protein 3. Gene Ontology annotation, cellular component: endomembrane system; membrane; endoplasmic reticulum. The coding region runs from base 196 to 774 and encodes 192 amino acids. The transcript has 2 exons. The record is from RefSeq and is a predicted model, not a curated record. NCBI's taxonomy places the organism in Eukaryota, Viridiplantae, Streptophyta, Magnoliopsida, Zingiberales, Musaceae.